This is a messenger RNA of Pseudogymnoascus destructans, 621 nucleotides long. RefSeq lists its product as uncharacterized. The transcript has a single exon. The coding region runs from base 1 to 621 and encodes 206 amino acids. Lineage: Eukaryota; Fungi; Ascomycota; Leotiomycetes; Thelebolales; Thelebolaceae. The record is from RefSeq and is a predicted model, not a curated record.
AUGACCGGCCUGGUGAAGACCUACCUAGAGCCCCAAUACCUGUCCGCUACGCAUGGGUUCCACAGUGCUGAGGAGAUGAUGGAUCUACUAGGUUUAUACUACCUCACAGGCAAUGAGACAGAACAGGCCAGGAACCUCUUCGACGACCUGCAAAUGGGAGAGAAAGGGCAUGCUAGCGAAACCUUCCCAGAGUUCAAGGCUCGUUUCCAAAGUGCAGCUAUCACAGGACAAGUCUCCGAGUCGGAAUGGUUUCGGUACAUGUGGAACAAGUUGACUCCCCUAUUCCGCAGCCGCGUCGCGAUCAUCAAAAACCAAUGGAAUGGAGACUACCAGACCAUGGUACGAGAACUUACUGCUUUGAGAACUUACUGCUUUCGAUCAGCAACAGCGCCGGAACAACGAAUUGAAUCUGCUACCCACUCUCGCAAGGACGUCCACACGUACCACAGACACGGCAAAGGUGUCGGUGUCGAAGCCGACUCGAGCCACACCUGCUCUGUCCACCUCGAGAACUACUCGGAUGGGUUACGGCAGGGGAGGUGGGCGAGGAACAAAACUACGAUCACGGGAGGGAAGACAAAGCAGAAGAAACAGAGUCGUUGCUAUCUACUACGACUCUAA